Molecule: messenger RNA, 1280 nt
Organism: Elaeis guineensis (African oil palm)
Lineage: Eukaryota; Viridiplantae; Streptophyta; Magnoliopsida; Arecales; Arecaceae
Source: RefSeq, a predicted model, not a curated record
AUGGAGCGAGGUUUCGCUGGUGUGAGGGAGGACCUCUCCGAGCUCGCGCGCCACCUCCUCGACAUCGCCUGUUUCCUCUCCCCGCUCGUCCGCGCCCCCACCCACGUCGACUCCCCACCGCCCUCCCCCCGCACCCCCUCUCGCGUUCGCGCUGGAGUCCUUUCUGAUGUCGCCGAGAUCAGAGGGGGCCUCCAAAGUGGCUUGUCGCGGCUCUCAGCGCCGGCGGCCGCCUUCAGCAACCCCCCACCGCCGCCAGAUAGGGAACGGGGGUCGAGAGAAUCGAGGACUGGCGGGGUAUCCGAGGAGGUCCUGGAGCUUGUUACGGAUCUCGUGGAGUAUCCCGAGUUGUGGCUGGAGUUUCCGGUGCCUGUGGAUGAUGAUUUUUAUAUGUCUCAUUCUCAAAAAGAGCAUAUAGCAACUGUUGAACGCUUGGUUCCAAGUUUAACAGUUCGUAGGAUCAGCCUUUGUCCAACUCAUAUGAGUGAGGAACGCUUUUGGAAGAUAUACUUUGCACUAUUGCAUCCGAGUCUGAAUAGGAAUGACAUGGAGCACUUAUUGACCCAGCAGAUUGUGGACUCAAUGCAUAUAAAAUUGAAGGAGAUGCAGCAUCGGGUGGAUACUCAGUCCCCGAGCUUUGGGACAGAGAGCUUUCCUUUGAUGAUGAGUAGAGGUAACAUUCAACUAGAGGAUGAUCGAGCUCAAGAGGCCUCAACAAUUGCCAAGACAACAUCUCAGCAUAGCAUUGGUCACUGGUCUGAGGUAGCUGACGAUGUUGGCAAUACCACUGGUGGUGAAAAACAGUCCAGAAUGGAAGAUUUUUCAUUUUGGGAGACAGGUGAUGGUAAUAUUGUUUUGAUGGAGAGAUACAUGGAUCUGCUAUUAGCUGAGGGAGGCCAAGUCAAUUCUAGUUCUUCCUCCGACCAGUGGGAUCAAUCGAGAAAACCCAUUCCAGGGGAUGAUCAUCACAAGGCAGUCCAUUGCACGCCUCAAGUUAAAAUAUUGUUUGAUGAGGAAUCAGAUGAUUGGCAUGCUGUUGAUGAUUUUGACUUUGAAGUGGUUGGGAGGCCUUCCGUUGGCAAAAUCAUGUAAAUUUUAUUUUUAUUUUUAUUUUUUUUAAUCAUCAUAUGCCAGUCUUUUAUGUUUUGCUUGAUCCUUAAAUCAAGCUAUUUGAACUCUCUAGAUCUUUCUCACAAGCUGUCAUAAGGUCAUUGUGUCCUUUUAAGUGCUUUUGCAGUUUAAAAUCAAAAUGUGCUGCAACUAAAAUAUCACCAGGGCUUACA